UCUCGUAUGAAAUUAAUCGUCCCAACAGACUUAAAACUGUUAAUUAAUUAUUUAUUAUUGCAUUGCCAUCAGUGGGACGUAUAGCAACAAAAUUAUUUCAAUUUCUCCCCUUGUGUUCUUUGAUUAUUAAAUACAAAAAUUGAAUCAGUAAGAACAAUCGUGGAAACAUCUGUGCAAAAACGAAUAAGAUACAUGUAUUGUUUUUCUUUCCGAAACAGAGUCUUGCGUGUGCGAUAUUUUGGGAAGGUAGCCGAGAUGUCAAUCGUUAUCACGGAACAAUUCCGCAAAGACAUUUAUGGCUCUCGUGAGAAGACUGUAGAUAGAAGACCUGUCUCUAGUAAACACAGCUUCGAUUCACGACGACAGCCAGUGAGAACGACCGCCUUGAUUGUGUAGCAUAGCUGCCGAAAGAUAGUGCGCAUCAGCUGUCUCUUCGUGGAAAUCGAGACUGAUCGGAACGUUUCGUCAUUCUUUAAAUCGAACAACAAUCCCGGGUGGGAUUGUCCGAUACGUCACGAUUAUCUCUUGCUCCGCACAUGAGUCGGAAGUCCAACGGUGAUAAAUAUCCUCCUCGCCGUCGACCAAUCGAAUGGGAAGAUUCGCGAAGGCUUGUCCGAAGAUAAAUUUACAUUCCAACCGUUUCGCAUAUAAGGAAGACGUUCUAACGAAUACGAAUCAUGCCGCCGAAACUUUGCUGGAAGAAUUUGGUCCGAUUUUCGCGACGAUUCGACGGCAGAAGAGAUUUCUCCGACCGUCGUUGUUUCGUUCGAGGCAAUUUUCCGCAACACGUCGACUCGAACUCGUCGCGCAUGUCAUCGGAGAUUAACAAUCGACUCGCGCAUUUUUCCACACUAUCCGUUUUAACGUUCGGAAAAGCCCGAAAAAUGCCGCACGCCGUCGAUAUCUAUCGCGCGCAAAUCCCGAAGUUUCUCGUAACUCACGUGGCUAAGAAUCCAUCGGUCAAACCCAUCGGCUACGAUUACAUCGGCAAUAAGAUACCGCUGUUGAACGCGUGCGCCAUCGACAUCUCGUCGAAACUUCGCCGCUACAUCGAGGAAUGCGCUCUGCUGUGCUCGCCCAAAGACGUUUACGUGUGCAACGGCACGGAUGUCGAGUACGCGCAAUUGCUGAAAGUUCUCGAGAACAGCGGAACCAUCACAAACCUGCCCAAAUAUGAAAAUUGCUGGCUGGCGAGAACCAACCCCGCGGACGUGGCGCGCGUCGAGAAGCGCACGUUCAUCAGCACGGACGAAAGAAACAACGCCAUUCCUACACCGCGGAAAGGCACAAUUGGCGAGCUCGGGAACUGGAUAUCUCCGAGCGACAUGGAGCAAGCUAUUCUGGAACGUUUCCCGAAUUGCAUGAACGGACGAACCAUGUACGUGAUUCCCUUCAGCAUGGGACCGGUUGGUUCUCCGCUCUCGAAGAUCGGCAUAGAAAUUACCGAUUCGGCUUACGUGGUCUGUUCGAUGAGGAUAAUGACCAGAAUGGGGGAGAAGGUGCUCGAGACGCUGAGAGACGACGACUUCGUCAAGUGUUUGCACUCGGUGGGUGUUUCGAAGCACCCACCGUCGAAGAUCGGUGCGAGCCAGUCGUGGCCGUGCGACCCGGAGAGAACGAUCAUUCUUCACCGACCCGCGAAAAACGAAAUUGUAUCGUACGGGAGCGGCUACGGCGGAAAUUCCUUGCUUGGAAAGAAGUGUUUCGCUCUUCGAAUCGGCUCGACGAUAGCCAAGAAGGAAGGAUGGCUCGCCGAACACAUGCUCAUAUUGGGUAUCACAAAUCCCAAGGGCAAGAAGCGUUACAUCGCGGCCGCUUUUCCGAGCGCCUGCGGCAAAACGAACUUAGCUAUGAUGCAACCCACGCUACCGGGUUACAAGCUCGAGUGCGUGGGAGACGACAUCGCUUGGAUGAGAUUCGACGAUCAGGGUAAAUUGCGCGCCAUCAAUCCGGAGAACGGAUUCUUCGGGGUCGCUCCGGGCACAAGCUCGGCCACGAAUCCCAACGCGAUGAAGACCAUCUUCAGAAACACCAUCUUCACCAACGUGGCGUCCACCAGCGACGGAGGAGUGUUCUGGGAAGGAAUGGAAAAAGAAAUCGACGAUAAUGUCAAGGUGGUCGAUUGGAGAGGUAAUAACUGGUCCAGAGAUUCCAAAGUACCGGCCGCUCAUCCAAAUUCGAGAUUUUGCACUCCGGCCCAGCAAUGUCCUAUAAUCGAUCCCUCUUGGGAGGAUCCGCGAGGUGUUCCGAUUGACGCUAUAUUAUUUGGAGGCCGAAGACCCGAGGGCGUGCCCUUGGUAUAUCAAGCGCGCAAUUGGCAACACGGCGUCUUCAUUGGCGCUACAAUGAGAUCCGAGGCUACAGCCGCUGCCGAACACAAGGGUAAAGUAAUACUUCACGAUCCGUUCGCUAUGAGACCCUUUUUCGGUUACAAUUUCGGUCAUUAUCUCGCCCACUGGUUGAACAUGGCGCGCGUGAAAAACGCCAAGUUGCCAGCGAUAUUCCACGUGAACUGGUUCAGGAAGAACGCGGACGGUAAGUUCUUGUGGCCAGGUUACGGCGAGAACUCGCGCGUCCUCGACUGGAUACUUCGAAGAAUCGACGGCGAAGACGUCGCCGAGGAGUCAGUUAUUGGUUUGCUGCCGAAACCUGGAUCCAUCAAUUUGGAAAAUCUCAAGGACGACGUGGAUAUGACGGAAUUAUUCAGGCUGCCGAAAAGUUUUUGGAAAAAAGAAGUCGACGACUUGAGAGAGUACUUCGAGUCUCAAGUGGGAAGCGAUUUGCCGGAAGCCAUAGCGAUGGAACUCGCCCGUCUUUCGCACAACGUUGAUAAUCUUUAAUUUAAAUAUUUCUUCACUUUUGUAAUUAUUAUUUUUAUAAUUCGCGGUUGUACUUUUUCGCGAUGUAUUUUACAAUUUUACAAAAUCAGAUGAUGACAGGCUUCGUCAAAGUGAUAGAAAAGAUGUGCGAAAAUAAUUUCGAGAAUGCGAAUUCCGUUUGGGAAUCGCUAGGCAGAUUUUAGAACUUCGAUUGUUCUCACCUCUGGAAGGGAUAUUUUUGAAGGAUUUUUAUUGAAUAAUGUGAGAUUUUGGUAUUUUCAGUAUUACACGUUUUAGGAAGAUAGUUUGGCUUUUACACAAUCUCAUGGCAAAUAAAAACACAACGCGUACAUCUCUAAAGCUCGUUGUAAAAGUCACGAAAUUUGUAUAUCAUCGCGUUUAUAAAAAAAAAAAA
Messenger RNA from Pseudomyrmex gracilis, 3234 nucleotides. Its product is annotated as phosphoenolpyruvate carboxykinase [GTP]-like. Bases 678 to 2840 code for a protein of 720 amino acids. The transcript has 8 exons. Gene Ontology annotation, cellular component: cytosol. NCBI's taxonomy places the organism in Eukaryota, Metazoa, Arthropoda, Insecta, Hymenoptera, Formicidae. The record is from RefSeq and is a predicted model, not a curated record. Gene Ontology annotation, molecular function: GTP binding; phosphoenolpyruvate carboxykinase (GTP) activity; manganese ion binding. Gene Ontology annotation, biological process: cellular response to glucose stimulus; propionate catabolic process; gluconeogenesis.